Messenger RNA from Glarea lozoyensis ATCC 20868, 642 nucleotides. RefSeq lists its product as uncharacterized. NCBI's taxonomy places the organism in Eukaryota, Fungi, Ascomycota, Leotiomycetes, Helotiales, Helotiaceae. The transcript has 2 exons. Bases 1 to 642 code for a protein of 213 amino acids. The record is from RefSeq and is a predicted model, not a curated record.
AUGCCUGCGCAAACCAAAAAGGAAGCGAAAGCCCAACAGAAGGCCAUAAGAGCAGAAGAAAAUAAGCAGCGUGUUGAAAUACUUGCUCAGAUAACACGACACAGAGCCAUCGACCAGGAAAAUGAAGGACGAAAUUUAAUGGUAGAAUGUAAUUUCAAACCAACAUCGCCAGUCACGAUUUUUGGUACGGGCACCGCUAUUGGGACCAUGGAUAUCGAUCAAAACAUAUUGAAAUCGCUUGAAGAGUACAGGUCUCUGACUACGGACCUCAAGAUCAAGUUUGUUUUUCCUCAUCCUGAUGAAGAGUGGGAUUCACGGAUACCACAAGAUCAAGAAAAUUUCAUCCUUGAAGUCGCAAUGAUCACCGACACUUUUGAAAACCUGAAGACAUUUGUUGUUUAUUUUAAAGUUGAGACCAACAUUGAGAACGCUUGGCCACAGUUAAGAAGUGCAGCUCACUUUUACGCCAAUAAAUUUAGAGGUUGGGAACUGUGGGUGUGUUACAUGGGGGAAAUUGUCGACAAGGACAACAAACCAACCGGCACACCAGUAUAUAAGCAAUGUGGAGCAGGAGGCCCACUAGACAGGAGCCUGAGUGGGUGGAGGAAAGCACUCGACAAGAGAUAUGGUGGAGGAAAUUAA